Messenger RNA from Colletotrichum orchidophilum, 4029 nucleotides. RefSeq lists its product as uncharacterized. The transcript has 2 exons. The record is from RefSeq and is a predicted model, not a curated record. NCBI's taxonomy places the organism in Eukaryota, Fungi, Ascomycota, Sordariomycetes, Glomerellales, Glomerellaceae. Bases 1 to 4029 code for a protein of 1342 amino acids. Gene Ontology annotation, molecular function: protein heterodimerization activity.
AUGGCCAACACAAAUGCUGAUCCGGCCGCUGUGUCGCUACCAUCAUCUGGCCUCUCUUCGCCCCAAACCCAGACGAGGUCGCGCACCCAGAGCAUGUCGAGCGAUCGCCCUUCCACCAUUAUGAGCAUUGGCCUGAUGUCUCCUCCCCUCUCCGUAACACCCGAGCCCGCUUUCAUUGCCGCCUCGGCCGCUUCUCAGAUCGUCACCAACGAUCACGACAGUCACGCCGACACCUGGUACGAUCAGCAUGGAAUCGAACCCGCAGGCGAGACGGCUUUAGUGUCGACAGCCGCUUUGCAAUUGGUGAAUAGCUUCCUCGACCAGCUCCUCUUCAAUUUUUUGUCCGCCUCUCGCGCAACGACUCUUGCCGCCUUGAGACCCGCAGUGUCCGAAGUUUUGAAACCGAAACUCGCCAAAGAUGCCAUCAAUCAAGCCGACGAGGAGCUGCGGGAGUACCUUGGCGGAGGUGACGAGGACGACCUCGUCCAGUCGCAAGGUGCAGCCUCACCAAGAGAUUGGGACCUGGAACUUGUGUGGAAGCGGACGCGAUUGAGGUGCAUGGUGUACUCGUCGCUUGGUGAUAUGGAAGAGGAAGACGAAGACUACUACAUGGACCAGGAAAGUCUCAACCCUGCCGUGGACGAGCGUGGCCCCGAAGUCAUUUCUCCGGCAGUCGCUAUUUUUUUGACGUCAAUCCUCGAAUACAUGGGCGAACAAGCCUUGGUCAUUGCAGGCCAAGCCGCGUACCACCGCCUACGAGCGAAGUUCGAAAAGGAGCCCAAGGAGGGCGCGAGGAGCAUUGCCGAGGUUGCUGACAGAAUUGUGGUUGAGGAGCUGGACAUGGAACGGGUUGCUCUUGACAGAACUCUUGGCAGACUUUGGCGGGCGUGGAAGAAGAGGCUGCGCUCUCCUACUCUGGAACCGCGCCCCUUUUCGCGCAACUCUUUCGGCCUUCACAGACAGGCCAAUACUGCGGAGGCUCGCGAGACCGCGCUCCCUGCAAAGGGCCUCGGUAUUCAAGAAACCCCAAACGAGGAACCUGAAAUCAACGAGAUUGAAGAAUAUUUGAAAGCAUCGGCUAUCCCUCUACCAAUUGGGGAUCGCGAUAUUGACGAAAUCGAAGUACCGGGGUUGGCUUCCUACAGCGACGACGAGGAGUCGGAUUAUGAAGGUGCAGAAGAGCCGCCGGCGCAACGGCCAAAGAGUCUCAUGAUUUUUACUUCCCAACCCAGCAAUGAUUUGCCCACCCCCACAAUGUCUCAACCUCACACACCAAUUGCUCCCUCGAGUCGCAAGCGCUCCAACUCCUUACCCACCCCGUCUCCCUCGCCUUACACCUCGCCAAGUAUCAAACGCGGCCGGGUUGAACAAAUCGAGACUGGUUUAGUCGGUGAACACGCUGAGCCAAAAGACAAGGAAAUAUCCACAGAGGCUGUGAUCACAGAGGCUGAGGAAGCCCAGCCGAUCGAAACACUGCAGACCCAGGCCGAAGUCGCAAAGCCGGUCUUAGAUCAAGCGGAGGCAAAGCCACUGGAAGAGUCUAAAGCGGACUCUAGCGAAGCCCCCGAGCCCAAGCCUCGCAAUCCGAAUCGCGUCUCACAACUUGUCACCCCCGUCGCAGCGACCGCAGCGGCAACGGUUGCUCUCGUUGUAGCUGAUAAGACUUCAGAGAAAGGGACUCGGCAAGCAGAGGAAAGUGGCGACAUCGAUGACUUUACCGAAGAACCAGAGAUCUGCACUUCUUCUAGAGUCUCCAUCGCUGGGCGUAGCUCUCCGAGCAUCUCCGAGUCCGGAAAACCUGUCGUGGUCGCUCCCAAGCUGUUGCAAAGAACACCCAGCGUCCACUCGGCUCGCGUUGUUGAUGUCCACGGGCCUAAAAGUCCAGUGACCGGCUCGAGAGCGUCGUCGGUUGACGCUUCUGACCGCUCUCAGCAGGCUAGCCUCUCCCGUGCUAGCAGUGUCUCUCGCGUAACGCCUCCCAUCAUCGAAGAGCAGCCGAAGCCAGUAGAGAUUGGUACCAUUAUUCGGUCAUCAACAUCAACACCGCGUACACGGACACGGUCGCCCGCUGAGAAAUUGUCGCGCAGACAGAACACAAACGAGUCCAUCUCGGAAGUUGACGAGGAUGCCCAAGCUCAACCCGCACCGUCAAGAAUUACCUCGGCUGCGUCAACGCCAACGCCCACCGCCGGUACUCCUGGAAUCAGGUCUUCUCAGGCCAUCUUCAAUCCCGCCCAGCGCACAGAGUCACCUCGUCACGAUCACACUCAAUCAGCCACCAAAAUCACCAUCCUGAGGGAUACCCACAACAAUGGCCCUAUCGCCGAGGAACGCGUGCCUUCGCCGCGCCAUCGUUCUCACGCGGCACCAACCUUGCCCGACCGCAACGCUGGCCGGUCAACCCACGGGACGCACUCCCCAGCGGCGAGCAUCGGAGUCGUGACCGUUGAGCGAUCUGCUGCUGCUGGCCGCGACUCCCCUGAUCGCCCUCGGCAUAUGCGAACCUCUGGCUCCUCUGGCUCCUCGAGCACAGGCAAGAUCAGAGCCGUUAGGACUUCCGAAGAUAGCAAGGCUUCCGGCCGUGCUGAUAACCUCGCUCGUAACUUCGAGGAACUGAUUCAAAGUGACCAGACCAUUCAGUACACGCUUACGCCAGAGAGCAUGCGUGACAUUGAUGGAAACCGGGCACAGAGCGCGAGUCCGGUUGUUGGACCCAAGUCGAGGAGAAGCGAAGACGCCCGUACAGCCUUGAACGGCGAACGCAACAGGUCCGUCUCUGGAAUCGACAUCCGAAGGACUAUGUCUGUCAGUCGCACAACGGGCCUGAGCUCGCACCCACCAGAAGCCAGGAACAAAGGUUUCGUUCCGAAGGCACCUCCUAGCACGACCUUGACUCGGUCCCGUACUGGCGGCCCGCAGGCGAGAGACGCUCGGGUGCCCCGUGAUACCGCGAUGAAUGACUUUGCCGACUUCAUCAGGGCUACCGGCCCGACGGCUGACAAUGGUCCUGCACCGCUACGUAACGUAAGCGGUCCAGUGCCGCCUGUGAAACACAGCCUGGAUUCAAGACGUAUAUCGUCUCCGAACAACCGGCCACGCCUUCAAGCGCGGGAUGCUGCCGUCGACAAUCGCGAGGAUAACUCAGACCUCAUCGACUUUAUCCGACGAGGACCACCUAGCUCGAAUAACCCCCGUAUUCCUCGGACUGUGGCCCCAUUCCGAACAACAAUGGAUUCCGACCAGAUGUCGGGUGCUGUGGGGGGUAAGGCUGUUGAUGCCAGCUUGCCAGACAUUCGAUAUAGUCAAGCAUCGACCAAUAUGACGGACAUAACCCAGCCCUCCGUCCAGUCGUCGAUCAACUCACAGAGCGCUCUUCUCAACAAUCGCCCCAGUGGCAACGGCUUUGACGACGACGAUAUGAUGCCCAAGCGCACUAGACGUCGUGUGCGCGACCCCUAUGCCAUCGACCUUAGCGAUGAAGAUGAGGAGGACUUGGCGCAAGCCGUUCGGCCUCCCCCGAAGAAGGAGGAGAGCCUGGCAGACUUCUUGAAAAACUAUUCGCCUCCCCCCGAGCCCGCCGCGGCCCCGCACAACGUUCCCAAAAGGAAGGCGAGCGCUCCCAGUCUAAUCGGACGCUUUUCCAGAAAGGACAGCAGUGCAGGGUCGAAUAGCGCAAAGCCAGCCAAAGUUGACAGUCGGUCUUUGAACAGCCGCGCUGGAGGAGCCCAGGGCCACGUUCCAAUCCAAGUAAACGCUCCUGGCCAAGACAAGUACGGGGCUUUUGACGCUACUGCCAACCGUGCAGCCAUGCAUUCUUCAGGGCGCGUGCCGAUGAAGAAGUUUGAGCCAAGGGAGGCUGUCUCGUCUACGAGUCGAACUAAUGACCUGGCCUCAUUCCUUCGCAGCUCCGAGCCGCCGCAGAUGACGCCUGCGGCCCGUUCCACUCCGGCUGCGGAGCCGCAGCAACAAAGCAGCAGUAGCGGCUUUUCCAAGAUGUUUGGUCGCCGGAAGAAGUCGAGCUUGGCUUAG